Messenger RNA from Culex quinquefasciatus (southern house mosquito), 1250 nucleotides. Its product is annotated as DNA-directed RNA polymerase II subunit RPB1-like. Gene Ontology annotation, cellular component: RNA polymerase II transcription regulator complex. Gene Ontology annotation, molecular function: transcription coactivator activity. The record is from RefSeq and is a predicted model, not a curated record. The transcript has 2 exons. Bases 164 to 1123 code for a protein of 319 amino acids. Lineage: Eukaryota; Metazoa; Arthropoda; Insecta; Diptera; Culicidae. Gene Ontology annotation, biological process: positive regulation of transcription by RNA polymerase II.
AAUCUCGUCGCAGUGUUUUCGUGCAGAUCUCGAGCACGUAAAGGCAUCAGGGGAAAGGAACAACAAAAACGGUCUUUUCGAAAACUGACAGUGCUCGGUUGGCUAGUGUAAACUCUGUGAUAGCGAAUAACGAAAAACUAAAAUAGUGCAACUUUGAAUAAAAAUGUUUAAGUUUAGUGCGGUCUUCGUCAUCCUGGCAGCGGGAGCUGCCAUCGCCGAGCCCCCAGUUAGCGGCGGCUACUCAUACCCUUCCGGUGGACACAGCGGACACGGAGGUGGACACGGUGACAACGGCGGCUACAUCUCCGUCAGCCCUGGCCACCAAUCUUCCGAGGGUCUCCAUGUGGACCCGCAGCUGCUGCACAAGGUGAAGGAAGUCCUGCUGGAGCAUGAAAACUCCGGCUCCGGAUCGUUCGGAGGUCACUCAUCUUCGCAUGGAAUUUCGGUACCGUCGACCUCGUACGGUGUUCCAUCGUCCUCGUACGGACCUCCGUCUCACUCGUACGGACCGCCAGCUCCCUCUCCAGUUUACGGUGUGCCCUCGUUCGGAGGACAUUCAUCUCGCGUGGUUGGAAUCGAGCUCGGCCACGUGCGCCAGGGAACCCAGGUCGCCCAGUACUACAAGGCCCAAAGUGCCCCUUCGUACUCUUCGUCAUCUCACUCAUAUUCCGCUCCGUCCCACUCUUACUCGGCUCCUUCCCUCUCAUCGUUCACGCCUUCUCACUCGUACUCUGCUCCUUCUCAGUCUUACUCUGCUCCUUCUAUUUCCUCUUUCUCACCUUCUCAUUCUUACUCUGCUCCGUCUCAUUCGUACUCUGCCCCAUCUCACUCCUACUCUGCUCCUUCUCACUCUUACUCCGCACCGUCCAUCUCGUCUCACUCCUUCUCGGCUCCUUCACUGUCUCACUCGCACUCCUCGCACGCUUCCUUCUCCGUUCCAUCCUCGUCAUACGGAGUCCCCUCUUUCUCCAGCCAUCGUGCUCCUUCCCCAGUUUACGGAGCCCCUGCUCCAUCCAUCCACUCGGUCGGUUCCUUCCGGCCCCCAGCACCAGUCUACCACGCUCCGGCCCCGGUCUACUCCGCCCCACGACCAGUGUACGGACCACCCCACCACCACCACUGAAAAAGGCCGUCAUCGAAUCACACGCGAUUCUAAGUCAUUCCAUACGAUUUGUGUAAAUAAUUUAUUCAUGCGCCUCUCCGAAAUCCUUCAUCAAACGCUCAUCAACAAUUGUUAAAAAAUAAAACAU